UGUGUGAGUAGCGGGUGCUCUCUCGCUUCAAUGUUGCAGCCAGCGUAGUGGCAGAUCGCUAGAAUACUGGAGGGGCCGGGUCGAGUGAGCUAUUGGGGUUCCCAAAUAUCUGGGACAAACAGGCAGACAGAGACACACAGGCGGAUGGACGGAAAGAUAGGCAAGUGCUCCGACAAGAACCAGAAACGUAACGGAUAUUCAGCUUUCUUUUUAUGUUGUUUCCGUUCUUUAUUUAUUUGGCUUUAUUUAUUUCUUUAUCGAUUGAUUGCGUUUUAAUUACUGCCUUGUGACAGGGAGUGAGGGAGGAGGAGCGUAGGCCAAGCGGGCACGUUGUGUAGCCUUUCCAAAUGUUUAUUUAUUUCAGUUGAUUAGCUUAAUGCGGCUAUUUUACAUGCAUUUUAAACAGGAUUCGCUGCUUUGUAGCCUGCUUAUUGGUGAAUUUGUGUGUAUUUAGUCUACAUGUGAGGGACAGUGAGAGAGUGCGAUCAGCUAUUAACCAAAUAAAGUAGAUUAACCAAAAAUAACAAAUCCAAAUAUAUCACAACAAUUGUUGGCCUUUACGCACUUCAGCGUGACUCGGGUUUCGUCUGUUAUUAUUGUAAUAUUAUCCAUUUUAUUUACCAGCGCAAACCAAAGCUAACCCCGGUGAGUGACGCUAAGAAACUAGCGACUGUUACGGUGUCUGUUCUCAGGCCUGUCGAUAGGAAAACAGUGGGCUAACAUUGAGACUGUGCUAAUAUAAACGCAUACAUGAGAAAUAGAACGAUUAGACUAUUGUAUGGUUACUUACAGUUUGCCACGGCAUACGAGAGAGACAGGAGCAAAAAUCAGGCUUAUAAUAAAAGUAUUAUUACUAUAUUAGUCCUGAUAGUUUUUUUUCUGAUAUAGUAGUGGGAGUUCAGUUGUGGUUCUAUCCGUCUGUGUGUUGGGUCUGGGCUGUUUCCAUAGCCUGAUUGCUGCACACUCAAGGGAGCACCAUAUGUUCGAUACACAUUUACACCCCAAAUCCUGCCGAAGAGAAACAGACAUCCAAAAACGUAAAUAGAGCUAUCCACCAUAGCCUGCAUGUGUACGCGCCAUCAACUGGUAAGCUAAACAACGAAUGUUCUACGUUUUCCAUACCAAAUAUAUUUCAAACAGACGAAGAUACACAGAAGAGGAAACAUCUUGUCACAAUAUUACUGAAAAAUUAUAUGAAACAAAACCAGAAGACGGAGGAAGAUCAUGUUUGUUCCCUUGCCGGUGCCGUUCAUGUUUCAGAGAACUGCCCCUGACCUCAACGCCUGGCGUCUCAAGUCCCCGUUGGCUCUACGUUCCGACUCCGAAAUCCGGAUGUCAAAGCCAGUAGAGGUUGAGAACACAGGGGCUGACUCUCCAAUGGAGAGCACAGAUUCAGAGCGGAAUGGUCCUGACUCAAAUCAUCAGCUUCAGCAGAUGAAAAUCAGUCCCUUUCACCUUUCUCCAACCCUCAGCAGCAACAAGAAUAAGAUGGAAGAGUGUGGUGAGAUGUCCCCGGGCCCUCCUCCCCACCACAGCCACGCCCCCUCACAGACACCCCUCCCACACACACAGCUCAUGCUGACCGGCUCCCAACUGGCAGGGUUGACAGCUCUCUUGCCAGCGCAGCAGCAGUUGUUACUGCAGCAGGCUCAGGCUCAGCUUCUAGCUGCAGCUGUGCAGCAGUCUGUUCAGCAGUCCAAUGCAGCUCACGCAGCUCACGCAGCCCACGCAGCCGCCCAAGCCAAUCAGCAAGCUCAGGCAGCCGCAGCAGCCAAUCAACAUGCCCAGCAGCAGCAGGCGGGACAGACAGGGCAGCAGGGCCAAUCACAGCCCCAGGGACAGGGACAGAGCACACAGGAACAGACAGGUCAACCUGUCCCUGUCCCGCCCACUCAUCCCCAGCUCACUCUCUCUCAGCCAAUUCAGCUCACCGCCCAGGACAUCCAGCAGUUGUUGCAGCUGCAGCAGUUGGUUCUGGUGCCAGGACACCACCUGCAGUCUCCUCAGUUCCUCCUCCAACAGCACCAAGGGCAGCAAGGACUGCUAUCAACACCAAAUCUGAUUCAGCUACCUCAGCAAAACCAAGGGAGCCUCCUGUCCGCUCCCAGGCUGGGGCUCCAAGCACAGAGAGACAAGGCUAUGGAGAGUAGUGGGGUCAUGACCUCUGUGUCCUCUGUGACCUCUCACCCCGAGGAGCCCAGUGACCUUGAGGAACUGGAGGUGUUCGCCCGCACCUUCAAACAGAGACGCAUCAAACUGGGCUUUACACAGGGUGACGUGGGAAUGGCCAUGGGGAAGCUAUAUGGGAAUGAUUUCAGCCAGACCACCAUCUCUCGCUUCGAGGCCCUCAACCUGAGCUUUAAGAACAUGUGCAAACUCAAACCACUACUGGAGAAGUGGCUCAAUGAUGCAGAGACCAUGUCCACAGACAGUACUAUGCCCAGCCCCAGCUCUCUGUCCUCUUCCUCGAUGGGCUUCGAGGGCCUGCCGGGCCGACGCAGGAAGAAAAGAACCAGCAUCGAGACUAACGUCCGCGUGGCCCUGGAGAGAGCCUUCAUCACGCAGAACCAGAAGCCUACCUCAGAGGAGAUCCUGUGUAUCGCGGACCAGCUCAGCAUGGAGAAGGAGGUGAUCCGCGUGUGGUUCUGCAACCGCCGCCAGAAAGAGAAGCGUAUCAACCCCAACAGUGCCACCCCUCCCUUGCCCAGCCAGCUCCCCCAAGCCCCACCGACACACAAACCCCCCUGCUACAGCCCACACAUGAUGUCCAGUCAGCUGUCCAGUCAGCUGUCCCAGGCAGUGACCAGCCUCAGUACCACAUUGACCACCAUGUCAUCGUUCUCCCCUCUGACCCCCAGUGGUCCCACCCACUCAUCUCUCAGCUCCGCCUCCUCCCCAGUGACUCCUCCUCCACCUUGCAGUACAGCCAGCCCAGCCCCUCCCAGCCACAGCACACUGAGUCUCAACACAGGCUUAUGGCGUUUGGGUAAAAAGAAUGGUGACGUGUCUAACUACAUCACCGAUUUUGCUGCAAACUUGAGGAACACUGUGAUGGGAGUAAACACAGGGAACCAGGCUCUGAACCAAGCUCUCCUCAGCAACAACCCGCUGGCUACUAUACAAGCCCUAGCAGCCAGUGGUGGCCAGCUGCCCCUUUCCAGUCUUGAGGGGGGCAGUAAGGUGUUGCUGGGUGGUGCAGGGGGGCAGGGAGGGGGUCUCCAGUCCUCCUUCUUCCUCAACCACCCCGCUUUCCUCCACAUGGGCCAGAAUCCUGGUGCUGGAUUGGUCAGCGCUGCCGUAGCCAAAGCAUCCCAGCCCUCCCCUUUCCCCUUCACCAGUAGCAUAAGCCCCACCCCCUGCUCCCCCUCCCCUUGCUCCAGCCCCGCCUCUUCCUGCGACUUCAAUGAAUUGGCACACAGCCCAUCCUCGUUGGGAGGGGCUAAGAUUGAGUGACACAGCCAAGCGCCAAUCAGAGAGGAGGAGGAGGAGAAAGGAGGAAACGACAACCUCGCCUUUCAACCAAAGCUAUCUCUUUUCUCACUCUCGCCCUACACUCUCUCUCUCCCCCCCAGUCUUUCGAUGCCAAAAAUACACAGAAUGAAAGAGAGGAGAGGGGGAGAGUCAGAAGUGAAAAGGGGGAGAAGGGGGGAAAGUGGAAGAUUGAAACCAAAAAUCUUUAUCUAUCCAAAGUGAUGGAGGAGGCAUCGUGGGACUGUUUAGUCAAUACUGAGCGAUAUCGCACCUCUCCUUUCUGUCUCUCUUUCCCGGGAAAAUAAACCAAUGACAAACAGGAGUAGAGAUGUGUGUCAAAUCCUGUGAACCAAAAAUGACAAAAAUAAACAUUAUUGUGUGUUUUUAGGGAAUGGUGGCAAGGACAGAAAAAAGAAGUGGAUGAUUUUCUUUGAAAAGCUGCAGGUCUGAAAGAGGAUGAGAUGGGAGGAGGAUUUUAAACCAAAAAUGUACCUGAGGAGGAGAAGAGGAACACACGAUGACAAAAAACAACAACCAUACCAAAAUCCCAGAAACCAAAAAUACGGAAGGAAAAGCUUUAUCCAAACUUGUACAUACUGAUCCUAACCAGGACCAGCACUCUGCUACACACACACACACACGAUAUCCACAGCGAUCACAUUCAUCCAUCCAUCCAAUCAGUCAUCCACCCAUCAUGUCUAUCAUAGUCUGUCACUCACUUUCACAGCAAUGAUGUUGUUUCUGUGGGAUAUUUUAGAUUGUUGUAAAUGGUUGAUACUGAACGAGCCAAGCUUACAGGUGUGUCUCUGUUUUCCUACCUCUGCUUCUUUGCGUAUCCUAUUUCCCCCUUGAUUUUCAAUAGUUUACUGAUAGCGUUGGAGUCUGUCAUGAUCCUCUUGUGCCAUUUACUUCAUGUUGUCAGAGAUAAUAAUAAGAGACAAGAGAUCAGGCUUAGUGUAGCAGUUUCCAGCCUUGAUAAAAACCUCUCUCUCUCUCCGUAAUUACUCAACAAAAUGACUCACUUGAUGAAAUAAUAUUAGACUUAGACUCAAUGUAGUCCUUGUGAAUGGCCAAUCCACCAUGAUGACAGUAUGAAAUUGAGCAUGACUGGAGAUUGAAACUAGUAACAUUGAGGCAAGAAAGAGGUAAAUUAAUAAAAAUGUUAGUUUAGUCAUGGACAGGUCUGUCUGAUCUUGUCAAUGAGCCAUCUGUCUCGACGCGCAGUAGAGAAACAGAGAUCAAAACCUGUUUAAUGUUUAAUAUAGGUUUUUAUUGUUCAUCCCUCCAUCCAUCCCAUUUUCACUGUCAUUUUCCACCCAAAUCUGCCAUUAUUACACCUUUAAACCAAAGCAUUUGUUACUCUUCAGAGGAGUCAGCCAUGACAUUAACACUCACAUACUGUAGGGGUUGAGGACACACCCUACCCCUCCCGCUGAACCCCCCUAGUUGACCCCUUCCAUCUCCUUAUGCCCAAGAGGGUCACUUCAAAAGGACAGAACCCUCACCCAACAUAAAAGGGGUGCAUACGGGGAGGGGAUCGGAUGGUGCAAUGGGAUCAAACAUACAGAAAGAGGGGAUGUCAAGUUUUUGUAAGAGGAUACCAAAAAUACAAACCAAAAACGUCAGAAACAAACCAAAAAGAAACACAACCAAAUAUGGAUGGGGGGAUGAGGGGAGGAGGACAAUGUUUUUACAGACUGGAGAUGACACCUCUGUCUGUUAUCCAACUAACUGGGCUUCAGUGGCCCUCUCUAAACUGUGUAGCACAUAUGGACAGAUGUAUAGAUAGGACAGACAUCCUCCCUCUCCCCUGUCUUUCUUUCACUCCAAACUCAGCUCUUCUUCUCUGGUCCUGGAUGGAGAAAUCUCUAAUGACCUCAUUGAACUGAAUCUUCAAAGUCAGUUUUUAUUUUUCCUGUUUGUUGGUUUAUUUAGUAUUUGAUUUGUUUGCUGUGUCUCUUGAUGCUGUCUAUGUGCUGUUCUUUACUCAUUUGGGAUAAUAAUGUAUUCGCUUGCUACAACAGCUCCUUAUUUUUUCCUAGUUGUUCUAGAGAUUUUUAAUCAGGUGGUUGGAAAAAUACUGUGAAAAUGUAGCUUCCAGAUUUUUAUUAGAUAAAAAAAACUGACUGUCUUGGCAGAAAAAAGACACAGAAAAAGUCCAAAACAAGAGUUGAAAAGCAAAACGUGCAAACCAAACACCAAAUACCAAACCAAACCAAACCCCAAACCAAACCAAACACCAAACCAAACCAAAAAGGCAGGGAGGGACUAGAGAUGGUCCGACUGCCGUCCCUGCCGUUGCAUUAGGGCUCACACUUAUGAUUGUGUCAAUUUAUCUGAAGUGUGUGCGUAUGUGCGUUGUGUGAGGGUGCGAUAUUGUGUGUGUGUGUGUGUUGUGUGUACACGCGUUCUAGAAAGAAUUCAGUGGAGUUUACAAAGAUGUCCUCCCUUGCACGUUUACCCCCAUUAUCACACACACACACACUUCGGCAAAAAUGUACAGUAGAGUUUAUAAUGCAUCCAAAGAGUAUUUGGUUUGACACAGAAAUACAGUUGUCAAAUGAGAAUCCUUAAUGAACUAAUCUAUUUUAGAUGUGGGGGUUCUAACCACGAGGUGAAACCUUUCCUCAACAUUAACUCUUAGACGGAAUGUAUCUGUUAGUGCUUCUAUAGAUUUUGUAGAAAAAAAGAUCUAUGUCCUAAUGCUUACUUAUUGCUAAUGUAUUGAAAAACAUACAAAAAAUAUCUUAAAAAACAUUGAUAAUGACUUGAUUUUAGACCAAAAAUGUUACUCUCUCUUGAUAAAUAUUUGGUUUAUUUUUCUUUGUCGAAUCAUUUAGGACUUUUGAUUGUACUAUUUAUUCAUCUUAAGUUUGAUUGAUUUAAGCUUAUAUUGAUUUCUUCUAACUAUUUAUUUGUUAUUUAUUUAUUCUAGUCUUUUUACAGGGGAUAUAUAUUUAGAAUAUAUAUUACGGGGCUGUGACCAAAAAUCCUGCUGAAGUACCUUCUCACCUUCAAACCAGAUUCAUGCAACCACAGGUCUCACGGGGCCUAGGAGAACAUGGUCAUGUUUGGCCACAGACUCACUGCGACUACUCUUAAAGCUCAUUACGGGGUGGGGGUGAGCUCACUGAGACUCUUUUCAAACGGAUGGGGUGAGCUUACAGGGGCCAGCACUGUGUCUACUUCAGUACGACCACCUAACAGCGUUUUCUCAGGCAUUGCAGGGCAGGGAAAUGUCCUGGGAAUAGGAACGUCAGCUUCAUAUUGAUGUAAAUUUGAGCAAUUCAAUGUCUCCGGGUUUUGAAUGCUGUCUUUCCUAAAUAUGGGGUUAAUUGUCCUAAUGGUAAUGAUAUUACUAGUGAUGUCCUUAUUGUAUUAUUGAUGAGUAAUGACUGGUGAGAUGAGAGGGACAGAGCAUCUGGGUGUUUCUGGCUUUAUGUGCUGUCUUGUGAUGUUGUGUUUAGUUGAAGUAUGGAUAGGGAGCCUCAGUAGGGUUCUACAGCCUUACUACAGUCCACGAUUGUUACUGGAGACCCACACCCAGGUGGGAUCAAACCAGUCAUGAGUGAAACUUUUAAAACAUUGUAUUAAUAAAUCUCAAAGCUUUAGAACUGGAGUUUGUUCCCAUUACGAUGUAUACCAUAUACUUUGGACGGAUCAGGUUAGAGGGAUUUAUAUCCCGGAUGUACAUGUAGUCAAUGCUGCCUAUAAGCUAGUAUAUUGUAUGUUUGAAUAUAGCCCAACGGUUCUGGAAGAGAGCUCUGCUGACAGGGAUGGUCAGGCAGGCAGAUUGUUCUUAAAGAUACAGUGCUGUUCCCUCACAACCUCUCCUCUCCUCCUGAGAAAUACACUGAAAGCUUUAAACAGCUACCAAACCAAAAAAACGAGUUAGAAGAUGCAUUGACUGGGGCAAAGGAACGUGACAGAGGGACUUGUUUUCUUUUCCUUCUGUUUUUACUUUCUGUUAUGUUGGUAGGUUCUGUUUUCCACAUCUACUGUAGGAUGUUAAAGAGAGAUAUACCUCAUAUACUCUGAUGAUAAACCAAAUAGAUGAAAGCUUUAAAUAAAAAAAAGCAGGGUUUGUGUGGGGAUCGGGGUAUGGGGUGGGACUGUGUGUACAUGUGAGUGUGACCAUGGAUGGCCAGAGCGAGGCUUGGGUCAGGCAGAGUUCAAAGGUAAUGGGAUCAGAGGUCACAUUUCCUGUGCCCCAUCCAAAUCAGGAGACAUUUUGGGUAUCAAGUUGUAUGCCAGCCCUCUCGCUGUGGUUCCCAGUCCACUCCCCCACACACCUCCCUCUCAGUCUGGUCUGAAGAACAACCCCCCGCUCUGUACAGCCCUCUCUCCAUCCCCCUCUCCCCUUCUGCUGAAAUAAAACACUCUCCAAGUACAAGUUUUCCAUAGGCACAGAUCUAGGAUCAGCUUACCUUCCUCCAAAUCCUAAUCUUAACCAUUGAGGGCACAUAACACUGGCCUUAGGUCAGUGUCUAUGGAGCAACUUUGUCCUACUCCUUAACACAAAGCUUUAUUACAGGGGCUAGCCUCUGGGUACCCGGCGUCUUUAGGUUAUUGACUGGAUGUUGUGUCCGUCAGAGAUGUGUGUGGCAGCGAGCGCAGAGAGGUAGGUGACUGGGGAAGGGCUGAGACUGUGGUCGCUAGGUGAUGCAUGCAUACACUCCCCCAAGGUGGAAGUCCCUAUUUCUCCCUUGCUCUUUCCUUCUAUAAUGAGGUGUAGAUCAGUUUAGGUCCUCUACAUCCUGGUAGGAUGCUUCUGUGGAUCUCAGGGUCUUAGGGAUCACAUGUAAAGUGUAAGUCCUUUCAGUAGGGAUACCCCCCCAAGAGAAUGAUGCCAAAGUUUAUGCCCCACUGUUGGAUACAGCACCAUGCACUCACUCCCUAAAACCCUGCUGUUUACCAGUGUCUGCACUGUUGGAGCUAGGAACAUAAGCAUUUCGCUACACCUGCGAUAACAUCUGCAAAAUAUGUGUACGCGACAAAUAAAAUGUGCUUUGUCCAUUCAGAGACUACACCUCUCCUAUAGACUGAGUAGUCACCUGGCCAUAGGUGCAGAUCUAGGAUCUGUUAACCUUUCCCAAAUCAUAGAUAUUAGUGUAGGGAGAACACAAAACUGACCUUAGAUUAGCACCUAGAGGCAACAAAUCCUACUCCCUCUACUAUAGCCUGGGUCAACAUUAUCACAGCAGAGUUUAGUCUGGAAGAACAUCUCCAGACUUUUUUGGCAUUAAUCAUGUUGUACAGUCUGAACAUCACAACAUUGAUUCAGUUCAUGGAUUAAUUCCUUGUAGUCUCAGCGUAGCACCUUAGCAACCGUGUCAAACGAGAAACAAAGGAAACUGUGAAAUGUAGGAAUCGAUAUUGAAACCUGGACUCAAGGAUAGACGUAACAUAGUAAAUGUAAAUCCGAGAUGGUGUAAUUAGUACAUGUUACGUUUGGUAUGAGACCAGGCUGGAAUGUAUUUAAAUUUGAGCAGAACAGGCAAGGAUUAACAGUUUACUGAUAGAUGACAGAACAUAGUGUAGAUGUCAAGGCAGGAGAAAGCAAAGGGGGACAAAAAGACAAUAUCAGGAGCAAAGAAAACAAAAAAGGAGGAUGACUGAUAUUCCUCAAACCUACUCACUUCCAUACUUCCUCUCUUUCAUCCGUCUUCAUUCUCUCUCUUGUACAAUACAGCUUCAGUCCAAAGUACCUUAAGCAAGACAGCAAAGUCCGAUCGUACAGAAUAAAACCAAAGAAUUCGACAUUCCUCCUCUCUUUCACAGACAGCCACUGCAUCCCUCUUUCUUUGUCUCCUUUCUGUCUAUUCAUCUCUUUUCUGCUUCAACCCCGUCACCUAGUAAUCCAGUUUCUGACCUCAGCUAUAUCAAUGAUGAUAAUAAUAAUAAUAAUAAUGAUGAUUAAGAUAAUGAUAAAAAUGUAUAUUUUUAAGUAUUUGUCAUUGGAAAAUGACCUUAAGCUUCUCGUAAAUAUGAUGACGACAAUGAAGACGUUAAUGAUGUUUCUCUUGGUAUCUCUGUAGUUGUUCUGAUCUUUUUUGAGUUUCGUCCUUUUUGCUCGUGCUGCCAGAGUAAUUCUGAUGAUCCCAUGAUCCUCUCUGUCCUUUUAGUUCUGUCUGUCUGUCCCUUACCACUGUCUGUAUUCCUGUCUGUCGGUUUGGAUUCCAUGUCGCUCUCUGUGUUCGUUGGGCAGAGGGAAGAGCUACAUGUUACAACCAAAAAUGUGAUGUUUGUGGGAGAAUUCUGUACGAGUCGUUAAGGAGAGUUUUUCCAGGGAUUUCCAGUCUUCUUUGAUGGUUUGUGGGGAGGGGUUAAUAAACAGAGGGGGGAGGGAAAACUGUCAUAACUGCUAUAACUGUUCUGUGGAAAUAAGACCCCAAGAUGUAGAUGUGUGUGUGUGCGCGCGCCUCAAAAUGUAUUUCAUCUGUUAGAUAAGCAACAGGUUUGUAAACAUUUCCCUCUGUCUGACCUUCAACCUUUGUUGUUUGUUUCCCUAUCCGUUUGAGUGUGUGUGUGUCCUCAUCCUCUCUCCCAUCAUUUGUUCUACCAUCCUGUGUCUUACAUCAUGUGAGCAGUCCUCCUCUUUUCUCUCCCUUCUCUCUGUCUCUCCCUCCCUUCUUCCUUGUGGUAGCAACUUAGCCUUUUACUGUGUUUAUCUUUAAAACAAAAACAAAAAACAAGAAAAAUAUCUAUUUUUGUUCAUAGUACAGUGUUGUUCAUUUAAAGUCAUUUUUGUAACUGAAAGUGUUUCAUUCAUCCAAAUAAAAACAGGAGACAAAAACUGUACAGAUGA
Molecule: messenger RNA, 10279 nt
Organism: Salvelinus fontinalis (brook trout)
Lineage: Eukaryota; Metazoa; Chordata; Actinopteri; Salmoniformes; Salmonidae
Product: POU domain, class 2, transcription factor 2-like
Exons: 16
Coding region: 1225-3453 (742 amino acids)
Biological process (GO): regulation of transcription by RNA polymerase II
Cellular component (GO): nucleus
Molecular function (GO): DNA-binding transcription factor activity, RNA polymerase II-specific; RNA polymerase II cis-regulatory region sequence-specific DNA binding
Source: RefSeq, a predicted model, not a curated record